Molecule: messenger RNA, 2085 nt
Organism: Penicillium lagena
Lineage: Eukaryota; Fungi; Ascomycota; Eurotiomycetes; Eurotiales; Aspergillaceae
Product: Zn(II)2Cys6 transcription factor
Exons: 3
Coding region: 1-2085 (694 amino acids)
Biological process (GO): DNA-templated transcription; positive regulation of transcription by RNA polymerase II
Molecular function (GO): DNA-binding transcription factor activity, RNA polymerase II-specific; sequence-specific DNA binding; zinc ion binding
Source: RefSeq, a predicted model, not a curated record
AUGGACUCCCCACGCCGUCCUCGGAACCCUGCCGCCUGCCGCCGCUGCCAGCGCCGGAAAAUCCGCUGCAACGGAGCCCUGCCUCGAUGCGGGUCAUGCGCAAAGGCCAAUGCCACUUGCAUAAAUGAUGGCAAGCAGGAAGUCAGCCGCUCAUACAUUGCCAAUCUCCAGCAAAGAAUACAAGAGCUAGAGUCAUUGGUAAACGAACAGGGUUCAACCACCCAGCUCGAAAAUAAUCCCCAAUUAAACGAUUUUUCCCAUAUUGGAAUCGCAGUGGAUGGAGUCAAUCAACAUGACGAGACCGCAGUUUAUAAUUCUACAAAUCGUCGAUCACCAAGUCCACAGCAAAGUAAUGCACAACCAUCCCGGACAAGCUCUAGACAAGCCCAUGAAAUUGGCCUAGUAUCUCUUUCUGCUGGAGGUGAACCCAGAUACAUUGGCCCUUCAAGUGGAUACUUUCUCGCAAACCUCGUCUUCUCCAGUGCUGGGCGUCGAACACGUCCACAAAGGAACAGAGGCAAUGUUAAUGAGCCAAUUUCCUUGUCAGCGGAGCUAUUUAACAGCCCAGCAUCAUUGCCUACCCACAAGGAAGACGCCAUCGAAUUAACCUCGAAAUAUUUUGCUACUGUUCAUCUCAUCUACCCAUUUCUGCAUGAGCCAUCUCACAUGCAGCGGCUGGAGGAGAUGUACUCAAUCGGGGCAAUUGCCCCCGACCCUUCGAUGGCGUUUCAUGUGUAUAUGGUGCUUGCAAUAGCAGCGUCGGAUCUAUCUCGGCGUUUCAAGAUCCGUCUUCCCGCCGAGGGAUAUUAUACAGCCGCGACACAGUUCUUUGAUCAGGCAUAUGCUGAAGGUACAUUGGAAGGACUCCAGAGUUUGCUGCUUCUUAUGGUCUAUGCUCUACACAAUCCGUCCUGCGGGGUCAAUAUAUGGAGUCUCAAUUAUCAAUGUCUGGGGUCACUAAUUGAUCUGGGCUUGCAACGCGAUGUCCGUGCAUCUUCGACGUUCCCCAUAUCCUUCCUACAGCAGGAGAUGAGAACCCGGAUCUUUUGGGUAGUGUAUACGCUAGACCGAACACUUGGAACAAUGAUGGGACGGCCCAUAGGUGUCCGGGAUGAAGCAUGUGAGCUCCGGUUCCCAUCAGACAUUUCAGACAGCUGUCUCACAGAGACAGUGGCUCGAGAGAGGACAAACGACAGCCCACCCUCACACAUGACCUACUCCAUUCACCUCUUCAAAUUAGCGCGCAUGAAUUCCGAGAUCAAGUAUAUUAUGCACAGCAUCUCCAGAGACGUUCCGCGUUAUGCAUUACCCCCAAUUCCAGACAUCCACCUCUGGCAAUCCGACAUGAUAAAGCAGCUCGAGUCAUGGCAUUCGGAAAUCCGUAGCUCAGCUGGCAUGGAGUCAAUCUCCAGGAUCUGUGAGACAAAGUACCACGAGAUGAUGAUUCUGGUUUUACGACCAAGCCCCGGCAUUCCAGACCCUUCGGAGGAGUCCCUGUCACUGUGCUUCACACAUGCAGUGGAGCUUGUUCGUGCCUUUGGUGAGCUCUACCGAGAAGAAGCACUUCUAUACAGCCGGCUCAUUGUGCACUCGCUCUUUCUGAGCACGUUGAUUAUACUUCAUACCCUGUGGCGAUUACCCCAGAUCGCCGCGCGGGUUCAGAUCGAUGAGGUUGUUGCCGAUACAGGGAUCAGUUUGAAUAUUCUCAGCAGUAUUGGAGAGUAUUGGACUGAAGCCAAAAGGGCGAGGGAUUGUAUUCACGAACUGACGGGAGUUACUAUCCAGCGCUUAGUCAAAGUGCGGAGUGCAGGGGCAUCGUCUGCUGCACCUUGCUCAAGCAGAACCUUUUCUUCGAAUACCAUGGCCGGUAGCAUCAGGCGGACACAAGAUAAGGAUGUGAUUUUGGACGAGACAAUUCAAGCUGAUUCUGGUAUGGGACCAAUGACUAGCUUGCUAGAUGGCGAAGACUUGAACACCGAAUCUACGAGCUGGUUGAAUGAUCUGAUGCCAGGAGGAUUUAUGAAUUUUACUGGAGCGCCGAAUUUUGAUAGUCUCAUGUGGGAAGUAUAUAGCGGCACACAAUAA